Messenger RNA from Hemicordylus capensis (graceful crag lizard), 2324 nucleotides. It is a transcript of the gene TERF2, whose product is annotated as telomeric repeat binding factor 2. Gene Ontology annotation, cellular component: chromosome, telomeric region; shelterin complex; nucleus. The transcript is spliced from 10 exons. Gene Ontology annotation, molecular function: telomerase activity; double-stranded telomeric DNA binding; G-rich strand telomeric DNA binding. The record is from RefSeq and is a predicted model, not a curated record. Bases 26 to 1804 code for a protein of 592 amino acids. Gene Ontology annotation, biological process: protein localization to chromosome, telomeric region; protection from non-homologous end joining at telomere; telomeric D-loop disassembly. Lineage: Eukaryota; Metazoa; Chordata; Lepidosauria; Squamata; Cordylidae.
UUCCGGCGAGCGCGCCGUGGCGGUGAUGCGCGCGGGGCGAAAACUGGCGGGUGGCGGCGGCAGCAGCAGCAGCAGCCGCCGGAAGCCGCCCGUUGGCAUGGCGGCGGCGGCGGCCUCGUCGUCGUCCUGCGAAGCCGCCGCGGAGGCCCGCGAGAGGGUCCUGGAGGAGGCGGUGAACGGCUGGGCCCUGGUCUUCUACUUCCACCGAGCCAUGCAGGCUUUCCGGGCCGGGCGGAACCGGGACUUCCGCCAGCUGCGUGACGUGAUCUACGCUUUGCUUGCACGGCCCCUGGCAGUAGAGAAAAAUAUUCACCUGCAGCUGAGGAUUCUCCAGCUACUAUCCAGGCUUGAAGAAGAUUGGACUAUUGAUGCAGAGACUGAGUUAACGCCCCUUGAAUGUGCUCUUGGUCUUCUGGAGAAGAUGAAGAAAGAACUGGACAUAGACACGAAUGUGAUAGAAAAAAUAAGAAAAAGCAUCAACGAAGCAGCUGUUAUUGUCUGUGUUAAGAAUAAAGAAUUUGAACAGGCUUCCAAAAUCUUGAAGAGACACAUGUCAAAGGACCCAAGCAGCCAGAAAACCAGGAUGUUGCUGCAGAAUAUCAUCCGAGAGAAGAACUUCUGCCAUCCCACCAUCUGGAAUUUCUCCUAUAAGGCCUUCCAGCAGAGGAUGCUUCUGUUUCUGGAAGACUACCUGGAGGAUGCUGAGCCUUUACUUCUCAAGAUGGCGAAGGAGAAUUUGACUGAUAAGCCGGAGACCAGGCUCAAUCCCCUGGGAGCAGCCAGUGAGGAGAUGGUGAUUACAGAGUCUGCGGGGAAAGUGGCGGCGGCAGCAGCAGCAGAAACUGCAGAGUCCAGGGUGGGCCCCACUGGCCCUCUGGCAGAGCACAGACCUGCGAAGGAGGACCCUGAGGCAGCUGGAGAACGGCCACCGUCUUUGGAAGGAGCCCGCGAGGCAGCAGCGAGGCCGGACCCUGUGGCGGGAGCCAGCCAAGAGGCAGCUGCUUGCGAACCAGAGAGAGCAGCUCCUGCUGGCGAGGUGGCAGGCCCUGCUGCCGCUGCCCCCAGUGGAGAGAAGCCACCCGUGGCCCCCAUGCCCGCCGUGACUUCCAAGGACUCGGAGAGAUGCCCGCCCCAGAGGCCAGCCUUCCAUGGGCUCUCUGCUCUGAGGGAAGCUUUCAAGGCCCUUUCUGACUCCCCAGAUCCUGAUGCAGCCUUUUCUAAACUGGACGAGUCGGACUGGGCGUGCCCCAAGCAGGCCUCCCCUUCUGCGCCCUGCAGAGCCAAGCGCCAGAGGAAGGAAGAGAACGUUGCCCCUCUGGCUCAUCCCUCGUGCCAGAAGAAGUGCCUGGUGACCAUCAGCCAGCUGAUUAUGGGGCCGGAGGGAGAGUGCCGCUGGGACCUGCCUGCCCGCCCAGUCCCGUCCGGGAAGCCGGCGUUGGCUGCAGCCACCCAGCCUGCCAGACCCAAGGUGCCCGACCAGCCUGCGCCUCCCAAGUGUCCCAGGUUAGCCAAGCAGAGGCCGACUCUUUCCACGAGGCAAGAAGAGAAAGAUGAGUGGAGCGAUGAGGACGAGCUCUUUGUGGUGGACCAGGAUCAUUGGGAGAGACGCAGCCCCAGUACUUCCAUCAGCAACAGCAGGAAGAAGAUGUGGACGACCGAGGAGUCUGAAUGGAUCAAGGCAGGCGUGAAGAGGUUUGGGGAAGGGAACUGGAAGGCCAUUUUCCGAAACUACCCCUUUAAAGAACGCACUCCCGUGAUGAUCAAGGACCGCUGGCGGACCAUGAAGAGGCUGGGCAUCCAGUGACCUUCCCGAAGGCAGGACUGUGGCUGGAGGGGUGGGGUGGGGGGCCGCAGGCAGUUGGUUGGGCUGCCGCGCCACACGUGCUCGGAGGUGUGGCUGGUGGCCUCAAGUUUUGGCCGGAUGCCGGGUUGUUCCUGUUGUUACUCUUUUCUUCUGUGACACUUUUCAGUGAGCUUCCACUGGAGCCCAGAGUUGGUGCUGGAGUGAAGGCAUGUCCUUGGGGAAAGGAACAGGCUUUGUCCCUCAGGCCUUGCCUCAUUAGAAGUGGGAGGACCCAGAUAUUUCCUCCUGCUGCGUUCGGAGGCUUAUGGAUCGGGCGUAGAUCUGGUCCUGUUGAGUUGGGGUUUUUCCCCCCUUGAAGGUUAAGAAUUUGGGGGCGUUGUGCAGCUAAUCUAGCAAUAAAUGAGGUGUGGAAAGGCCCUCUGGCGGGCUUCUGCUUGGCCCGUCUUGUGGCCAGAGAGCAGUCAAGGCCAAACUGUAUGUGUUUGUGUUGUAAAAUAAAGCCUUUUCUAUCAGGUUCCUA